AAAAAAAUCAAAGAAUAUUAAUGGAGCUGAUUUUAUACGUCAGCUUGAUUCAUAUUACACUGUAAUGAGCUCAGAAAAAAGUCCAAUAUUAUACAGAAUUUCUCGGGAUUCAGAAACCAACGAUUGCAUUUUGGUUAUGCAAUAUGCAAACGGAGGAGAUUUACGUCAAUAUUUUCAAGAUAAUUUCAGUUUGUUAAAAUUGAUUGAAGAAAUAUAUACUAAAGCUUCAGACAUUUAUUCUUUCGCGAUAAUAAUGUGGGAAUUGACUUCAGGUCAACAAUCUUUUGUUCAUUUUUCUCAUGAUGAAAAUUUAAUAAAAGAAAUUAUUAAUGGUUUACAUCCUGAAAUUAUUAAAGGAACUCCAAAAUCUUAUUUAUAUUUAAUGAUAAAAUGUUGGGAUAAUCCACCUUUAAAUAGAACAAAUAUUAAUGAAAUUAUUGAUAUUAUUGAAAAUUGGAAAAUUCAAUGGAAUUUAAAUACUGAAAUAAUUGAAGUAGCUGAAAUUGAAUUAGUAAAGUAA
Messenger RNA from Rhizophagus irregularis DAOM 181602=DAOM 197198, 520 nucleotides. Lineage: Eukaryota; Fungi; Glomeromycota; Glomeromycetes; Glomerales; Glomeraceae. The record is from RefSeq and is a predicted model, not a curated record.